Molecule: messenger RNA, 5275 nt
Organism: Parasteatoda tepidariorum (common house spider)
Lineage: Eukaryota; Metazoa; Arthropoda; Arachnida; Araneae; Theridiidae
Product: cell adhesion molecule Dscam1
Biological process (GO): cell-cell adhesion
Molecular function (GO): protein binding
Source: RefSeq, a predicted model, not a curated record
UGGUUAGGAUUAGUGUCAGAACUGUAAAGUGUGUUUUCCUGUAAGGUUCACAAAUUCUAAGCUUCUUUACUGAGAACUUAAGAGCGGGAUGUUCGAAAUCACUUCACAUCACGUCUUCGAAUCAUUUACCUUACGUCUUGUGUACGUUUAUAAAAUUUAAAGAUUCGGUAUUUAACUCUAACUGACAUAUAAAAACACGUUUAAGUUAUUGAAAUCGUUAUCAAAAUAAGUGAUGGAUGGAUUCAAAUAGGGAAUUACUUGAAACUGACUAAAAACUGAUAUUUUUCUUAACGAUUAAAGAAACCGUAAUGAUUUGCUUCAAGUCUUGGUGAAUAAAAUAAUGCUUUGGAAACUGCAAAAAAAGAAUGCUAACUAAUAUAAAAGUUUUAUCAGUUUAUGGAGUACGUUUCUCAUUUAAAUUUCACUCAAAGCUACAAAUAAUCAAAUAAAUGAAUUCAUUACAAUCCUAGCUCACAACUGUAAACGAUAGUGUGAAAGUAAUAAAAAAGGAUUAUUGGAAACUAAGGUGUUAAGUUAUUCAAGAACAGAGAAUCGAUUGUUCAGCAUGUUCCUGUUUUGUGUAUCUUUACUACUGUUUGCUUCCAUAUCUUCGAAUGCCAACAGCGAUGAAGAAGUGGGUCCUAGAUUCAGAACUGAGCCGCCUUUUCGGAUAGAAUUUUCGAACAGCAGUGGUACAGAAAUUAGGUGCUCCGCAGAAGGCAUCCCAUCUCCUAGAAUCAGUUGGCAAAACAGAGAAGGAGCCAACGCAAGGGACUUAUCGGGUAUUAGAUAUACAAGAUCAGAUGGAACACUGGUGUUCCCUCCUUUCUCGCGCAGUGAUUAUAGGCAAGAUGUCCAUGACACUCUUUAUCAGUGCUUAGCUUCAAAUAGUGCUGGGGCUAUCAUCAGCCGAGAAACGCACGUCAGAGGAGUUGUUCAACAGAAGUUUGUGCCUCAAGUAUAUGAUGAUUUUGUUAUUAGAGGGAAUACGGCCGUACUUCGGUGUCAUUUACCAGCAUUUGUUAGGGAAUACGUGACUAUAGAUUCAUGGGUAAUUGACGAAGAUGUAGUUUUGAAAAGUACGGAUAUAGAAGAUGACAAGUACACUGUUCUGUCGACGGGAGAACUGAUCCUGCAUAAAGUGGAUGACGUCGAUGGAAAGAGAAAUUUCAAAUGUCGAGCGAGACAUCGACUCACGGGCGAAGUCGUGAUGAGCCCUUCAACAGGAAAAGUUAUUGUCACAGAGCCACAUUCACCAAUGGGACCUAGAGUAACUUUUAGCCAAUCACAGGUGAGAGCUGGUGAAGGAAGUUACGUGCGUAUACCGUGUGUAGCUACAGCUCAGCCAGCUCCAGAAUACAGAUGGCUGAAAGAAACACCAAAUGGCCUAUUUCCCGUUAUGGCAGAUCAAAGAACGAAAAUCACGUCUGGAACGUUGCAAAUAAGCAACGUGAGACUCUCCGAUGGCGGGAAGUACCAGUGCAUUAUCUCAAACGGUAUCGGUGACAGCAAAAGAACCGAUACAGUACUUAUUGUAACUGCACCGCUUCGUGUUACAAUCAUACCAGAGCACCAAACACUGAAUAUAGGUGAAACUGCUGUCUUGAACUGUUCGGUGAGUGGCCACCCAGUGCAUACAAUUGCAUGGCGGAAAGACCAGAGACACUUGGUUGCCAACUCGAGAGUCCAAUUGUUAACGAGAGAUGUUCUACACAUAACGUCUGUGAGGAGAGAAGAUAAAGGCAUGUAUCAGUGUUUCGCUUACAAUGACGUGGACGGAGCUCAAGGAACAGCACAAAUCAAAAUCGGAGAUGUACCCCCAUAUCUUUUGUCCGCUUUCCCGGACACAACCGUCCACGCUGGUGAGAGGGUCAGUUUGAAAUGCGUGUCAGCUGGCAACUUCGUUCCAAGAGUGAUAUGGACACUGUAUGACCACGAACUCAGCUCGUCUCAAAAUCCCAGGAUCAGAAUCGGAGAUUUUAUUUCAGCUCAGGGUCACGUGACCAGUUAUUUGAACAUAAGUGACACACGCGUGGAAGACAGUGGUGUGUAUCGUUGUGAUGUCAGCAAUGAUGUUGGAGCUGUGUGGCACGCUGCAAAACUCAACGUAUACGGCCCACCAUUUGUCAGACCUUUUCCAAAUGUAUCAGCCGUAUCAGAUCAAACCCUAGUUCUCAACUGCCCGGUUGGAGGAUAUCCAAUAAAGAGCAUUGUUUGGCAAAAAGGAGGAAUAAUUUUGCCUCUAGAUCACAGGCACAAGAUAAAUUCUGCUGGUGUUCUAGAAAUACAGGACGUCCAAAAAGCAGCGGAUGAGGGUGAAUACACUUGCAUAGCUAAAAGUCCAGAUGAUCUGACUGCAUCUGGUUCAACAUUUGUUUCUGUUUUAGUCGCACCUGUUAUAGACUCUCAGUAUUUUCCGGACACUAUAACAGCUAAUGAGGGGGAGAGAGCAAAAAUCAUCUGCAGCGUAACGAAAGGUGAUCCACCCAUUCGAUUCAAAUGGCUCCAAAAUGGUAAACCAUUUGUUCCAACCGGUAAAGUUACAGUCCAACUGCUGGAAGAUUCUUCCAUCAUUCAGUUUCGGAGAAUAAAAGCUAGUGACAGAGGUGCUUAUACUUGCAUUGCUACAAAUGCCGCUACAUCUACCAACAUUACAUCCCAGCUUGUUGUAAAUGUCCCCCCGACAUGGCUGUCGGAACCCAUGAAUACGUCAGCGGUGUUGGGCAGCAGCGCUUGGAUGAAUUGUUCUGCUGAAGGAUUUCCUACACCCAGCGUUAUCUGGAGAAAAGCUAGAGAGUCUUCACCGGGAGAUUUCGGUUACGUGACUUCCAGUCCAAGGAUCAGGCAAUACAAUAAUGGAUCUCUUGUUUUGUGGGAUGUUGAGUUGUCUGACAAAGGAUUUUAUUUAUGUCAAGCAAAUAACGGAAUCGGAGCUGCUCUGAGCAAAGUCAUUUUUCUAAAUAUUCAAGUUCCUCCUAAAUUUGAAGAGACGUACCAGAGUCGUGCAAUUAAAGAGGGUGACAAUACAAGCCUGAAAUGCACAGCACAGGGCAACACUCCAAUUGUGAUCACUUGGCAAAAGAACAAGACUCCCAUACCUGUGACUGUGAAGUCAAGAUAUUCUUUUCGAGAAAUAACAGACGAUAAUCGAGUGACUUCUGAAUUGGUGAUCGUUUCAUCUUCAAGAGAAGAGAGUGGAAUGUACGCAUGCGCAGCUGUUAAUGAAUUUGGCUAUGAUGAAUCUACAUUUCAGUUGGUAGUCCAAAGUGUACCAGACCCACCGACCAAUUUGACUGUCUCAAAUGUCACAAGUAGAACAGCAACUAUCCGGUGGGAUGUCCCUUUUAACGGUAACAGCCACAUAACAGGCAGCAGUGUACAGUACAAGAUGGCGGAGGAUAGCUGGAAGGGGCACACAUCUCAACUCAUAGUAUCUGGAUCAGAUAGUGUGGCCGUUUUGAGAGCUUUACAGCCUGUCACAACAUAUCAACUCAGAAUCAUCGCUGAAAAUUCCAUUGGAAAAAGCAAACCAAGCAGCAUUAUCAAUAUAACAACGCAAGUCGAAGCUCCAUCUGGACCAUCCAGAGAUCUGACUGUUCAUCCAACUGGAGAUCAAUCUUUGAAAGUUAGUUGGAAGCCCCCAAGAGAAGAUGCUCGCCAUGGUCAGAUACAAGGAUACCACGUGGGAUACAGAAUUUAUCAUACAAAUGAAAAAUUUCAAUACAAAACUGUGGAAGCGAACAAAGAAAAUGAACAGCACUCAACUUAUGUCACUGGUCUACAGCCUUUCACCAAAUAUGAAAUAAUUGUUAAGGCGUACAAUGUCGCUGGUGCUGGACCGCAGACAGAUAGUGUUGUUGGUACGACACUAGAAACUGCUCCACCUACUUCACCAAUCCUACAACUGAACGGUACAACUUUCAAUUCUAUAAAUAUUAAAUGGCAAAAGGAUUCAAAAGAUCGAUCUAGCAUUACAGAAUACACCCUUCAUUACAGACAUGAUGAUGGAAUAUGGCAGACAAAGAAACUGAGAAGCACAACCGAUAAAUACACUCUUGAAAAUGCUAAGUGUGGAACCAAGUAUCACAUGUACCUCACUGCAUCCAACAGCCUCGGGACAGGAGAGCCUAGUCGAUCUGUAACAACCAGAACCAAAGGAGCAGCCCCAAUGCCAGCACCUCAACAAUCUUUCAUAAGCCUGAAUUCCACGUUUGUUAUAUUGCACUUAGAUGGUUGGCAAAGUGGUGGAUGUCCAAUUUUGCACUUCAACAUCCAGUACAAAAGUAAAUACCAGACACAGUGGACUUUUGUACCAGACAGGAUACCUGCAAAUCGAGAACAGACUAUUCUGGGACAGCUGACACCAGACCGUGAAUAUUUGUUGAUGGUGACAGCACACAGUGAAGCUGGAGUGACGCAGGGCGAAUACAAAUUUCGAACUUUGCCUCUUCAUUUAGCCACAGACUCAACCUCUAUUCCUGCCUUAGUGAGGAGAGAAGCAGAACUGCCAUUUCAUCGGAACGUCACUCUCAUCAUCCCCGUCGUCGUCUCUUCACUCGUCCUCAUCAUUGUCAUCUUCACUGUGGUCGUCUGCCUUCGAAAGCAUACGCAUGAGAGGAGGGGACAACCUGAAUAUGAGUCCCAGAAGGUUGCGACGGACUCUUUGCUCAUGUCGGAGGUAUCCCAGAAGUCCCUGAGCGGUAAACAGUCUGUUAAUGGAUCACAUUAUUCAUCACCCACAAGGGGGCAGCACCAUUUCUCGAGUAGCAAAAGUGGCGAACAGAGAAGAACGGAUAAACAGCAUGAAUAUGCCGAGCCCUACACAGCAUAUCCAUCUUCGAGGCAGCGUUCAGAUGAAGGAAGUUUUGCUACUAUAAAAAGAGCUCCCCCAAGAUCAGGUUCUAUGACAUCAGCUUAUAAAACAGGUUUUUCAUAGGAUGCUUCACUAUUGAACCACGGAUUUCUAUUCAGCCCUUCAUGGAAAAAAGGGAUCUUGUAUGUGCUGAACAUUUAAAAAUCUAUCCAUAUUUUAUUCAAAUAUUGUAAAACACUUGUUCAAUCGUUGCGGGUAAUUUCUUUCCUCAAAUUGUUUUCCAUUACCUUGCCAUGCACAUGUGGUUAUUAUCUACUCACUUGUAAAUUAUCAUAUUUUUUUAAUUUCAAGAAGUUAUCAGUCUUAAAUAUAUUUCAUAUUCAUUGUUAAUAUCAAGAAAUAAAAUCGUUGACUCUGUAAAUUUGACAUUUGAGUGAGAUAUAAAUAAAAUAUUGUAAAACA